Messenger RNA from Mesorhabditis belari, 1419 nucleotides. NCBI's taxonomy places the organism in Eukaryota, Metazoa, Nematoda, Chromadorea, Rhabditida, Rhabditidae. The record is from the annotation of a GenBank genome assembly.
AUGCUCGACUCGUUCACACAGAGCCUCUCCGGAUCACCCGGCUUAUUCCCAUUUGAGACGCGCGAUUCGACUCCACUCAGCGGUCUCUCCUCAACGAUUGCCCCAUUUUCCACAUCGACAUCGAAUCAAUCGAGAGUCGAUCGACCCACAUCGCCUUUACUUGGCAGCACUUCAUGGCUUUUCCCAUCACAGUCACUUUUCUCUACUCUUUCGCCCCAAUUGCACUCACAGGGCUUGGAGGCGGACGUGCAAAUAACGACGAAUUUCGAAAAUAAGCUCCACCAAGCCGGCGACCUCUCGGCGGCUCGGCUAUCGAAUCUCUCGGCGUUUGUCAAUUUGAAAAAUUCCACCCAAGCGUCUCCCACAAUUUCAUUCGACUCUCAAACUUUCCCGUUGUCGAUCUCCGAAUUGACCGGUGUUCCCUUCAAACAAAUGCCCCCGAACGCUGGAUCACCAGCGAAUCGAGCGGGAGGCGUUGCGACGGCGGCUCGACGCGGAAUGACGUAUACUGUUGUAUCUCCUGGAGCUCCCGGAACUCCAUUGGCUCUCCCACCAGCAACGAACAUUGCCGCUGCUCAACAACCAAAAAAUCCAAAAUUGUAUAAAACGGAGAUGUGCCGUACGUGGAUCGAGCAAGGACGGUGUAAUUAUGGAGAUCGAUGCCAAUACGCACACGGUGAGCACGAGAAGCGCUACGUGCCCCGGCACCCAAAGUACAAAACGGAGAUGUGUCAAUCGUUUCACAAGACCGGCUAUUGCCCAUACGGACAUCGGUGUCACUUCAUUCAUAGUGAGUCCGAAGUCCAUCAAUAUCAACGCGAAAAGGAGACAGCUCUCCGAGCAGCGCUAAGCCCGUUGACGCCUGGUUUGGCCUCGUUGCCACUCGCACCGCCAUCACAGCUGAUUGGACAGUCUCUUCUCCAAUCCUCUCAACAAUCCUCAAUUCGCGUUCCGCAAGCAAUCGGUGCCGGUUAUGGAUCGGCUGGUGAAAGUCCGUCAAGCUCGAGUGCUGACAGUGGAUCCGAGAGUCCGGCCGGCUCGUUCUCACCCGGUUUAGACCUAGAUGAGGCUUGUCUAUCGCCAUUGGCAGCUGUUUUUGGCUUAUCCCAACCAGGAUCGACUCAACGAAGCCUCUCCUCGUCUUAUGCCGCGUACAUGAGCUCGAUUUUGCCGAAACUCGGCUCAACGACCAUCAACACACAGCGCUUUGUGCCCGGUCAUGGCGGAUUCACAGACACGUUUCCCGGCGCCAGCCCCACAUCGACCUCUUCCUCAUCAACGACAACGGCAAAACCGUCGGACGAGGAAAACAGUCAAAUGGGUGCUUUCCUUGAAGACAUUGUCGCGUGGUCAGUGGACGAUGGAAGACCCGAGAAACCGGGCAGAUUACCCGUUUUCGCUCAAUUGAGCAAUCCUCAA